Molecule: messenger RNA, 2918 nt
Organism: Alosa sapidissima (American shad)
Lineage: Eukaryota; Metazoa; Chordata; Actinopteri; Clupeiformes; Clupeidae
Product: protein APCDD1-like
Exons: 5
Coding region: 606-2117 (503 amino acids)
Biological process (GO): negative regulation of Wnt signaling pathway
Cellular component (GO): plasma membrane
Molecular function (GO): Wnt-protein binding
Source: RefSeq, a predicted model, not a curated record
GAUUACAUGGGAAUGACUCGGUUUGACGGGAGGCGCAGAGUUCAUAUCGUGACAGUGCCCUCCCCUAAGAUCUCCGUCCUCCGUGUUUUAAAGACGAGCAGUGGGUGGUUAUGACGCGCAAACGCGUUCUAAAGGGAUAAGUGGAUGAUGAAACUGAGAUAAAAGAAGAGAUAUUUUAUCUCGCACAUCAUUUCAGAUAUUUCUCCCGCGCCGCAUUCCGGUGGGUUUCCCUCCACUCUAUGAGAAGAUUCGAUCUAAAAAGUUAAAUUUUUUAACAGGGACAACUACGCUAGACACGUCUCUAUGCAACAACGGCGACUCUCAACACUAUGGAAUGAUUCUUUAAGCGCAGAUGGCAGCUGUUACUACUAAACGAAGAACAUUUAAGUAGCCUAUUUGGACCAACAUUUUGGAGGAUGAGGGGAGACACACGAACAACAUACCUGGAGUAACUUGUGCAGUUUGGAGGAGAUUCCCCCCUUUUCACAAUUGACCUUGGAGUCUGGAGUUCAUCUUGAUCAUUGUCAUUUCAAAGAGAUUCAUUGCACUCUACUGUCGACUUUUUCCUGUAUCGAAAUCAUAUUUUGGAUCUGCGUUUAUCCGAGAUGGAGUUACUUCUGCUGUUCCGUUUAAUAAGUUUCCCUCUGGCAAUGCGCUUGAAUGUUGGCAGUGCCGCAGGGUCAUCACUUAACUCUGUCAGCCCGCUGGCGUCUGGGAGGAACAUUGGGAGGCACUCCACCGAAUGUCACCAUAUGCUGAAACAUCUUUAUAGCGGGGCGCAGGUCACUGUGCACAUGCCGCCAAAUAUCACCGGACAGUGGGUCUCAUCUAGCUGUGAGGUGAGGCCGGGGCCCGAAUUUCUCACCAGGUCUUACCGAUUCUAUGAAAACCACACCUUCAGUGCUCUGCAGUUCUACAAUCGAGACAAUCAAUGCACCGAGCCCACAUACUCCCUCCUCGUCCAGGGGAGUGUACAUGUGCAACAGUCCUCCUGGGCCAUCCGCGGAGGAACGGAGGCGGACUACCAGCUCCAUCGCGUCGCGCUGGUGAGCCACACUGCUGAGGCAGCAAGAGACCUCAGCGCGAAGCUGAGCCGGGAUUGCGGGUUCGAUGAAGCUUUGAAGCCGGAAGAGAGCUACGAGCUGUGGGACCCGGCAACGGGACGUGACUGCACGGGGCCUCUGGGCUUCAGCAUGCAAGAGCUGCUGCUGCUCCGCGUGGAGAGGCACUAUCGCCACGGUGACCCCGACAGCCAGACGAAGGAACUGCUCCUAGGAGACUUGCACACCGACGUCUCCCGGAGGAGAGUCCACAAGCCCUCAAGCUAUCAGCCCCCGCUCCUAAGCAUCAAGCACGGUCACGAUCACUCCUGCAUCGUUUGCCGGAUCAUCUCCCGGGGGAGUCUCCAGCAGCCUCCCUCCCUGCCCCCACAGGCCGACUCCCCGGUCAGAGUCCAGGGCCACUGGGUGAGUCAGCGCUGCGAGGUCCGCCCCGGUGUCCUCUUCCUCACCCGCCACUUUGUUUUCAACAAGGAUGGACGCACCUGGGAGGGACACUACUACCACUACGCUGACCCGGUCUGCAGGAUGCCCACCUUCAGCAUGCACGCCAUCGGCCACUACAGCCAAGGGCAGCCGUCGGCCAAGGUCAUGGGGGGCACUGAGUUUGUCUUCACAGUAACUCAGAUGAAGGUGACCCCCAUGGACUUGGCCACCACGUCCCUCCUCAACAUCUUCAGUGGCGACGAGUGUGGCACCGAGGGCUCGUGGCGUCUGGGCGUGGAGCAGGAUGUCACCCCCACCGCGGGCUGCGCCGCCCUGGGCAUCCGCCUGCCCCACACAGAGCACGAGCUGUUCCGCAUCGAGCGCGACCUCUCCGGCCGACGCCUGCUUUACAACGGUCAGCGGCCCACCAAUGGCUCCAGCCCCAACCAGCCCCACAAAAGGGCCACCUCCUACCAGCCUCCGCUGGUGCAGUGUGUCCUAGGCACCCAGAGAGGCGCGAGCGCUGGGAGGGAGGGUGACCAGCACUUCAGACUGGGCAACGGCUACUGCUGUGACCGCCGGUUUUGUCUCUACACUCUCAUCUGGGCCCUGACGAUUUUACAGCUAAUAUAAUCCCCACAAGACUGCAAGGUUCCAUGCUUAUUCUAGUCAUUUUGAGUGUGGAACAUCCUUGGAUGGACAGAUAAAAGAAGGGGAUGAUCUCUGAAAAAUAUUUCUUAGUUGAAGGUUUCGUAUUUUUCUGUUUUGCAAGGACCUUUCAGAAAAAAGUGGAUGCAAGGGACCUUGUCCUCCAUCUAAGACUGAAGUGGACGAUGCACAAUCAAACAAACUGCUCAGCCAUCUUUGUCGCAUAAAGCUCUAAAUGAUCAACAGACUGUCGUGAACAGAACUGGGAAUGCGUGCGCCAAGUUUAUGUGAUUUCAGCGGUCUGUGUUGGGUGUUGUUUGUCUAAGCUGUUUACAAAAGGGAUCAAAAGAAAGCUAAAAUAAACAUUUAAGUGUUACACAGAAUGCCAUGGUAUUCAAAACAGCGCAUUCGCCUAAAGCUAGCAAACCACCAAAUCUGUCAAACAAAUAUACUGACAUCAUCAAAGCUACUUGUAAAUAGUAAAUUCUGUAUCAGGCUUUAUUUGUGUAUAUACUCAGGAUAGUCAACACAUUUUAUGGUCUUCUAUGCUUGUAAUUAGAUGCCAUAUUAAACCUACUUCUAGAGACCAUAAUACAUAUGAGGAACAUUGAUGUCUGAAAAGCACACACACAGGCAACACAAAGAGAAAAGAAGACAUGUUAAAGAAUGUUAGAUAUUUUAUUUAAUCUUAUUUCAUGUUAAAUAUCAUGGGACAGGAUUGUAAAGCAUGGAGUUCUUCAGUCAACAUUUGCCUCACACAAGUCAGGAUAUUCAAUUUAUGGAAGG